UAACAGUAGUACCGUAGUUUUAAUGGAAAGAGGAAGGUGUAAUGAACCUAGUGAUGUCUUUUCGUUUGUUCUGAGAACUUUUGAAAGUGGUUGAAACUGUCGUUGAACGCUGUUACACUUGUGAAAAUUAAAAGGUGCUCUUCAUGAUAAUGAUAUAAGUUAAAAGUUCAUUAAAAUCUAAUUUAAAUAUUAUACACAAACGUAAGCAAGAUUGUACAAUGAGUAAUAAAUAUGUACAAGUAUCGCGUGUUCAUAUUUCAACGCGAUCUACGUCGAAAACUUGUGAAACCAAAGAUAAUAAAUCGCAUAACUUAUUAAAUGCACAAGUCAGCUCAUCCAACAGAACGUGUGAAACUAACCGUAGUGGGUUGGCUCUACUAGAGAGAACUGUGGAAUACAUUGUUCCACCAAAGACGUCAGAUGAUGCAAGAGGAGUCAUGGCAUUGGAUUUAUUAUUGAGAAUACCAAUCACGCGAAGACGGCAGACUAGAGCCAGUUACUUUAAUGUAUGUCAGCCGGCAUGGACGAUGGUGUUGUUGUCUAUGGUAUUGACGCUUGUCCUUAUUAACGAUAUGAACACCUACGGCAACCUACAUUACAGGCGGCGCCGAGAAGCCCUUCUGCAGGGUCUUGCUCCGUCACCCAGUGAUGAAGUACCUGUAUAUCCAACCCUGCAUGUUGAGGUGUACUAUGAAGCAUUGUGUCCCGAUAGUCGGUACUUCAUCAUGAAGCAACUCACCCCAGCGUAUGAGAAGCUUCACAAGAUCAUGCACAUUGCCCUGGUUCCCUAUGGCAAGGCAAGGACCCAGGAGAAGGAUGGGAAGUUUAUCUUUGACUGCCAGCAUGGACCAGUGGAGUGCAGGGCCAACAUGGUUCACGCAUGUGUCACGAACUUAGUUAAGGAAGAAGCCAAGCAACUAGCAAUCGUCCAUUGCAUGAUUGAUAAAAAUGAUGCACCCAUGAAGAUUGGGCAGAAGUGUGUUGAAAAGUACAGUGAGAAUUGGGAGGACGUUGAGUCAUGUGUGCUCUCAGAUAAGGGCAGCAGCAUAAUGAAGCACAUGGGUGAUAUGACCAACAAUCUCAAACCCCACGUGUCCUUCAUCCCAACCAUCACUAUUGACAGGAGUCAGGAUGAUCAGAAGCACAUCCUACAGGAUCUUCAUAAAAUUUUAUGCAAGAGAUUUAAAGGACCAAAGCAGCCAUCCUGUUAAUUGUGGGUAAAGUGCAGCUUGCAAGUUCUUAGCUUUUGGGAGAUGGAAGAGAAAGUUGUUGUCUUCUUUUUGGAAGCUUUUACUUUUGUUUCAUUCCAUAAAGUACUGUACCUGCUGUGAGCCACAGGUGAUGCCAGAUAUCACUAACUGCAAGUUUGUAUCUGAAAUUUAGUAUUUUUAAAAGUGAUGAUGAGUUAAUGUGAUACAAAUGAUGAUACAUGAUUCUCAGGCUUUUAAAAUUUAUAAUUUCUCUAAGAUUUAAGAGUUAAUAGCAACUACUUAAGCACUAUUUAUUUAAAUAGACUUUGUAUGUAUUUUGAUAACUUUGAGGAUUUUAUUGGAUAAUUGAAUAAGAGCAAAGUGUGAAAUUCUCAUAGAAUGAACUUCAUGUAUAAGAAAGAACUAUACAGUAGCGUCGGGAUAUAUAGCGAGAUAGGGUCCAAGAAUGUUUGCCAUAUACUAUAUCGCGAUAUAUAAUUCCUUGUAAUCAAUGGGGAAAAUAGGGUUAGGUUCUGGAGGCCAAUAAAAGUGACUAAACUUGACUGAACGAGUUUAUUUCUUACUAACUAAAGCACCAAUGAACACUUGACUCGGGAACACCAGACUCAGGAACACCAGACUCGGCAGCUGACGCACCAUCCCUUGAACACCAGACUUGGCAGCAGACGCCACACUGCCACCCUCACUUGACAAUCCCACACCUACAUUAACGAACAAACCAAAAAUACUAGUUACAGUAUUAAAUCUUUUCCAUUAAGCCUUCCAUUCUCUUCACUUUUUUCCACGUCACUAGCAACCCAUUUACACUCACUUUUGAAGUUGGAAUCUGCAGCAGAGUCAGCUGCUGACUCAUCACUCGCACCGCUCGACUCACAGCUAGCCUCCUUUUGAUUUCAUUAAAUAUGUCUUCUUUGACAUCUUUUUCCAGUUUAUUCCUGUUUCAUCACAAUUUCAGAUUUAGUCUGGAGUAUAGCCACCUUCCUCAACCACUAUUUUCCAAUCUAUCUUCACUUUUUCCGCUGUAGGUGUAUCGGCUGAGACAUGCAGCGUAAUUCAGUCUCUUGAUGAAGCUGUGAAACCAGCCUUGGCUAGCUGUGAAUUUACAUUCACUUGCUGGCUUUCCUUCUUGCUGAAGCAGACGUUUCUGUAUUUCCAUUGCUUCAUUCUUUAUCAUUGGAACUGAUAUAGCAACUUUACUGCAUUGCAUGUUUUCAAGAGCUGAAUCAGAAAGACUGUGCGGGCGAGCGUGAAUGCGUGAGUGAGCAGCCACGGUGGCGCCUCUGAUGAGCAAAUAACGCAUUUGUUUGCCAUGGCGGUACAUUUGAAAUAUUUCUUGUCCGAUUUCCCUCAUGAAAUAAAUAGAUUUAUCGCUAUAUAAUGGAAAAUGUCGAUAAUUUUGGUAGUCGCGAUAUAAAAAAAUCUUUAUAAAAAAUCGCUAUAUAUCCCGACCCUACUGUACAUAUUUGUCACAAUUAUGGUUUUUGUGUAUGUUUGUGAACACAGUGUGGUAGUAUUCAUGUGUGAUAGUGCAUUGUAUGACAGCUCAAAAGUUGAACCAUUUGCUUGGCACCACAAAUAAACGUACUGUACUUUUCAAAUUGUCCUCCACUUUCCAUACAUUUUUUUUUCCUCCAGAUAUGCGACCUUAGCCAAGAAGGUGUAAUAAGAAUUUUUUCGUGAGUAAUUCAAAUGCUGUGUAUAGCCUAUUUGAAUUCUCUUACUAGUCCCUUUCAAACCUUGUUGAUAUUUUUUGGCCCAUUUUACGAACAGUUUAUACAGUACGGGUACAUAAAUUUGUAUCUUUGGGCUGGGAUUAUACAAGGUUUUUGACUAUUCCUUGGACCAGUGCACUGAAGCAAACGGGAGGAAAACAAGUAGUUGCAGCUGAUGUUUGGUAAUUAUGCUUGCAUUUUAUAUUUUGAAUGAAAUGUGGAUUUUAAUAAUGUUUUUGUGAAAUAUGACCUCAAAUAGUUUUAUAAUCAGUGGAUAGUGCAAUUUGUGGAUUGUUCUUCUGUAUGGUGUGUACUUCUUUACACUUUCUGGUAUUUAAUAUAUAUCCUCCAUCAUUUUACCAUUUGCUGUACAGUACAGUGGGAAAGGCAUGGCAGAUGUAAAUAUCUUUUAUUUCCCUUAUUAGAGCACAUGCCAACUGAAAUUCAGAGUUGUUUAAAUAGAGGACUAGUUCUUGUUAGGCUUAUUAUCGUGUGUUGGUAGAGCCAAAAUUUUUAGUGUAAAGUAUUUCAAUAUAUUUCCAGUGUUUUGAAGCACAUUUCACUGGGUGUUGCUGGAUUGCCUGACUGUUGUUCACACACACAUAUAAGAUCAUAGGGUCAUUACUGAAAAUCUUAUUGUCAUAUACAGUAUUCAGAUAUUCUCCGUUUUCUAAUUGUCUGUAUGGGGAUAGCAAAAUGAAUGUGUCUUAAGAUGCUACAUUUAAACUAUAAAAAAAAAUUGUACAGUAUUCCUCAUUAUUGAUAAUGUAUUUGUUUAAUAUGGUAAUUCCUCUCAUAAUGUAAAUAUGAGAUUUUAACACAAUAUUAUUGUAUGCUGUGUAUCUACCCAACAAUUUGUCUCCCAUUAUCCAACACGGUAACUUUUACAUAGUUUCCUGUGUCAGUCUGUCUUUACACAUCUCCAGAUCCCUCCUUAUUUACACCCCUACCUCCUCUGUUUAGUGAAUAGGGGUCUUUUGUUUUUACCCUAGCACCUGGAUUGGCUUCUCUGUCAACAUACACUUAUCCAAAUUUUUUUAGCAAAUUUAAUCAGUUUAAGUUCCCUCCUGAGAACUAAUGUUUAAUGGUAUGACAUAGUAAGAGAAUUAGCCACAACUGGACAAGCUUUCCUGUUUAUCCAGCAACUUGUAAUCUUCCACUUACUUCACACACACAUACUGUAUACUGUAGUCUUUCAUUGAUUUUAUAUCCAUUAUUCAUGUACACUGUGCAGUAGAGUCUCACCAUCUUAACUUUCCAUCAUGUCCAUUUACAGUCUGUACAGAAGUUUGCUUGUGUUUCAUCCCCAUUCACAUAGCUGGGUUGAACUAUGCCUCAAAGUGAACUCCUUCACACUUGCAAGCUCACAUCUUUACCUUUCAAUAAUUCUUUAAAUCUCCAGCAUAGCUCUAUCUGGAUACGUGAUUCAUGAUUUUUGGCAACAUAUGUAACAGACACAGUUAUUAUUAACUGGUUUGAAGACAGGGAAUAUUUUUUCAGAAGGUAGAAUGAAAAAAGAUGAUUUUAAAAGGAAGUUGAAAAUGAUUGUCUCUCAUCAUCAUGUUUGCUAAUAUAAUGAUAGAUACUUUAUGCAGCUGUGUGUAAUGAACAUGGUAAUGAUUCAUAUUUAAUAUUAUGUGGAUUAACAAUGAUCCAUGCUCAUGAUUGUGUAGAUCAUUGAUGAUUCUUCAAAUUAAUGUUAUGCUAGUCUUUAUCUCUGGUGCUUUACUCUCGUGGGGAGCUUCCAUCUGAAAGGAUUUCUUGCCAGAAGAGCCUCAAAGUAACUCAAUCAGUAUAUUUCUUUUGCCCUCUUUACUCCUUCCAUUGUUCUCUCCUUGAAGCACUGCCCUAAUUCUCCUUUUCAUAAUGUAGGUUUUCUUCCUUUUCCCUUCAUACUUGGUACCAUUAUUCCUUCUUUACGCCCUAUUCUCAAGCAUGUUCCUCACGUGUGCCUACUACUUCAGAAUGCGUCUCACAGUCCACUACUUUCACACUUUCGGCCAUUCUGAACCUCUAAUACUUUUCUUGUCAUGCCAAACAUUCUGUUAACACUAGAUGUAGCCCUCAGGUAAUUUUAUUCUGCUGCUUGUCCCUGUCUCUACCAGUUGGCCAGUUAAGAAUGACUAAACCGUAUCUUACACUCUUUCCCCAAGUGACAUUUCCCAUAUUUACCGUCACCCUCUUGUAGUGUAUUAUCCUCCACUUGGUUGUACUUGAACCCCUUGUAUAUAGUACAGUAACAGUAUCAUUCUCAAAUAUUAGACAUUUUUUUGACUUCCUCCUCCAAUAAUUUAUUCAUUACAUAUUUAUAUAUUUUUGUUUCCUUUACCUCCAUAAAUCCUCUUUACCUCCCACAGUGCUUCCUAGUCCAUCAUAUCAUAUACUGUACCUUCUCCAAAAGUAUAUAUACAGUAAAUGUUACAUAGUUCUAAUUUUUUCUUGUGUACUGUACUACUGUAUUUCUUUGCGAGAUGUUUUGCUGUAAAUAUUUUAUGUAAACAUCUUUCUUCUCUGAUUCCUUCUUGUUCCUCAGAUUGAGUGUGUUAUCUAGUAUGCAUAAUUGGUAUUUGUUAUUUAUUUCUUGCCAGAUUAAAUUAUUUAAUGAUCACCCUACCUUAUGGAUCUCAUAGAAUUUUAGUCCCUGGGUCUUACCAUGGUUUAAAUGUAUUUGAUGUUACUGGUGUAUUUUUUCCAGAGCUUAGCAUUACUACUUCAUCAUGUACAGUAUCAAGUUUUUUUCUAUGUCUGAGUAUGUAAGAGCAUAAGACAAACAGUUUUGUCCAUAGCAAUAAUACAAACAGGAACUGAAGCAUAUUUCAAGACAUUACAACCACAUCUUGAUGGAAUAUUUAUAUAUCGCAUAAUAAAUUUAUGAGCUAGAUGUGAAGUUGAAGCUAAUUUAUAGCCUUUACUAAGUAUGGAGAUGGAAGUGAAAUUAACUUUGAGUAAAAUAAAAAGAAAGAGAUAAGAAUGUAGGUAAGCAGGUAAAGUGGACGACGAGAGUGAAGAGCAUAGGUGUUACAGUAGGUAGUACAGUAGUGAUGUAUAAACAGAUGUCAUUAAUUACAGUGUGAAGGAGACUAAAUUCCAAAUGACAUUAAAGAUGACAGAUUAAUCGUUUUUGCUUGUGUAUAUUUGAUAAGAUGUAUAAUAUGGAAUAAUAUUCUUAGGUACUGUCUGUACAAAGACGUGUGAUACUUUCCUUUUCUCUGGUAUACUAGUUUGAUGAACAAGAGAGCUAAAGAACACUAAUAUUGCUCCCUUGUAUGUGGUCUUCAUAUCAAAAUCCAUAGGGGCUAUGUAGCGGCACAUUUAUCCAGGAUUUGCACAGUAUUUUUAAACUUUAUCUUCCUCACAGUAAAUAUAAUUUCAGUGAACUUUAGAGGGAGGAAUCCCUUAAGGUCUGUUGUAGAGUUGUCGGUUCUUAUGCAAGUAAUCAUUCAGUAUAGUUACCAUGGAGGGCAUCUUGAAAAGGUCCUAAUUGCUGCAUCUACACUGUUGGCCUGAUUCAGUAAUUGUGAAAUGUUACUGGAAGGUUCUGAAGGUUAACAUAAAGCACAAUUCAUAUACAUUAAUGUUGUCCUCCCAGUACAGGACCAGUAGAGCAUCAGUCCUAACCUGAAACACUUGAUUCUUUAAAGGAUGUAGACUAAUAAUUUGCAUUAAAAGUGACACCCUGAGUCCACACACCCAGAUACCUAUCUUCCUUCCUUGAGCUAGGAGUGGAAUUAUUAGGGGAGAUUAUAUUCUGAGCUUGUUAUUGGGGGGGGGGGGAUGACACAUACUCUUCAUCUUCAUACAUGCUGUAAAUAUAUUGAAUCACUCAUAUUGAUUUGAAGAAAUUCAUAUCUUUAUGUUAGCUAUUUUUAGUUUGAGUAAUUCUCAGAGAUUAUUAGUUAAUAUAAUGAGGGUGUUGUGAUAUUUAAUAAUUAAUGAACAAAAUUAUAAUGCAAGUCUAGCAGUAAUUUCUUGUGUGUACAGCAAUUAUGUAUGACAGAAUCAUAACCCACAGCAGUUGUUGAUGAAAGAGUAUUAUGCUGUUCUAGUAACUCUUUCGUUUUUAUUAAUAACAUGCUGCAUGAUACACACAAGUGUUAUGAAUGCUGAAAACUGUGUACGUGUGUCCAAGUGAACAUUUUUGUUAUCUGGGUCUUGCAACUUGUCAGUAUAAGCAUUUUUGUGUAGAAAUUUACAGUGUUGAUUGUUAAUGCUUUAUUUUGGAUCUGUUGCUUGUUUUUGUUUGUUGUAUGAGGCAGCUUGAGUAGCCAAACUUUUUGUUUACUUGAUCAGUGCCAUUUUGAAAGUAUCGAUUACUCAUUGCAUAUUUAGGUAUAUAAUGUCAGUGUUACAUUGCAUGAAGAAUGGCUCUUCUAUAUUUACUCACUAACUUAGAGAAUUCUCAUUGAAAUGAAUAAUCCAAGUACAUGUACUGUACAUUGCAUUACAUCAAAGUUAUCUACUUAUUAAUUUUAUUUUAAAACACUUAUGUCUGGCUAAAUUUGGUACAUAGUGUUGAGUUAACUUAGUUUGGACAUUAAAUUUCUUAUUUUCUCAAUGCUAGUUUAUUUAUACUACUUAAAUGUUAAAAAGUUUAGUACUGUACAUUUUAAGUUUUAUCACAUUUUUUUUAUUAAUUAAUUUUGUAAAAUAAUUUUCUUAAGGUGGGUUCAGUUGCUAGUACUGUAUUUAUAGUAAACUGGAAAUUAAAGGUGUUAUCUGCAUGUAAAAAAAUUUAGAUUUGAAGAAAAGGAUCAAGACUGUUUAAACAAUGUAAUUAAAAGCAGGUUAGAGGAACAUGCACUUCAGGAGUAUCUUGGGAGAUUUUAAAUGCAUUAAGUAAGGUCACUGCUCAUUUAAAGUAUACUGUAGUUACAUGAUACUGUACAUACUGUAUUCUAUGAAGUAUGAAUCUCAGCAAGGCUUUGUCAAUUUUUGGGGCUCUACUUUUAUCCUAAGAUCUUUACAGCUUGUACACAGAUGUAAUAUUGAAGGUUAUCUGUACUGUCCCCCUUCUUACACUUGAGUGGCAUUGAUCAGAUAAGAAGAGUUAGUUUAGAACCACAGCCUGACAGGGAGACUAGGUCAGAGCACACCAAAUAUGUUUGGCCAUGGGUCUCCUGGUUUAGAUGUCCCAAGUGUUUCCAAUACUUAAUGGUAUUAACAUGGUACAGUAAUUGUAAGUAAUUGUCAGCUUCAUUGAUCUUUGUCUAGCAUGACUAAAGUGCAGUUCAUAACCACAAGAAAAUACUUGGCAGGUUUUCAGGAAAGUUUUGUCUCACUGCAUGUAUAGAGGGAAUUCUGAUACAGUACCGACGUUAGUGAUUGCACUGUCUACUGACAAAAUUUUCGUUUGUAAUUCCCUUUAAAAUGGGUGGCAUGCUUAAAAGUGAGAGUUUUGUGGUUCCAAGAAGAAAAAGAGACACCCAUUGUAGAUUUUCUAUGUAUUAUCUUUGCAUUUUCGACUUACGACCUGGAUUUGGGUCCCUAACCCUGUCAUAAGUCGAGCUGCUGUAUUUGAAAAUGGAAUGUACAGUACAGUAUUGUAUUGAUAUAUCCCAUGCAAGUAAAACCCCAUUCUUUUUCACUUUGCAAAGAAUGUUUAAACUUCAAGUUCAUUUCACAUGCAGGUUUUGCAUUAGAUAAAUCUAUUUGUAUAUGCUGCAUGCAGGUAGUUGUUGCUGGCAGCAUAAAAAACUGACAUUUGUGUAGAGUAUAACUACGCAAUUUAUUAAAAACAAUAAUUGUACAGAAUUGUAAUGUCUUCUGAUCCAAAAUUGCUCUGGCAUGCACAUUAAUUAUUAUGACUAAGCAUUUGGUUACAUAUUAUGUAUAUGAUUCUGUAUUACUGUACUGCAAUAUAAAUACAGUAUGUAUACUGUUUAUCUGUGUGUGUGUAUUAAUUCCCAGUCAGUAACAUGAGUUUGUGAAUCACUGGGAAUCUGAGGAUUGGUUGCAAUCUUUGUAAUACCUGUACAAUGCAAAUUAAGGGCAGGGGAAACAGGAUAACUGCUUAGGGCUCCAAGAUUUUAAAAAUAAAAAUGAAUUAGAUAAAGAUAUACGGUAGUAAAACAAGUACAGGUAACUUUUUUUUUUUUUUUUUUUUACCUGCUGGUUAAAACUUUAUCAAAUCUGAAGGAAUUGCAUGAUGACCUUUUGGGAAUGUUGUUUUAUUGGCAACAUUACUACAGGAGCUCCCAGAUUGUAUUGAGCAAGCAGGUAAUGCAGGCAGCUAUGUCUCAGUUUCUCCAGACAACCUUAUGUUUAAUAGAAAUGUGUUGUGAAUAUUUCAGAUUUUGCCAGAGCAAUUUUUCUGGAUUUUUUUGUAAAUGGUAUAGUGUCAGCUAUUGAAUCCAUUCUUUUGUUACUACAUACAGUACAUGGUGUUAAAGAGUCAGGUGAUGCAAGAAUGCUAUUGUAUUGAAACUUGAUUAGUUUAUAAUUUUUGAGAGAAGAAUACCCAUAAUUUUAUGUCCAGUCAUGCCAGGCACACCUAAUGAAGUUUUCACCCCGGAAAAACACCAGUGCCCUUAAAAGUUAGGAGUGUAAAUAUUAUAGAAGCUCUAAUAUAUAUAUACAGUAAAUGGAAUUGUGCUUAAAAACACUUGACAAUAAAAUGAGCUGCAUCCAUGUGUUAUUGUUAUCUUCACUAAGCUAUGUACUGUAAAAUGCAGCUUUUUAUGUUCUAAUUGUGCUCAUUAUUGUGAAUAUCCUCUGUUGAAUAAUACAGUAAUUUACUUAUUUUUGUAAACAGCAUUUCAUACAAUUUAAUAAGGGAGUAUUUGUGAUAUGAACUUUUGAUAAUAUUUUAUGGAUUGUUAACACUCCUGAAUAAUGCCUACAUGCUGUGGUCAUUUGUGUAAGAUUUAUUUAGAUUUUGACCAGCAGGACUGAUAGUUUGAUAGUUUUUGUACUACUUAAUGGUUUUGAUGUAGAGUAGAUAAUAUGGUAAUUGUAGGUCAUGUUUAUCCAGUAAUGAGAAAUUAUAGCUAAUUACAAGAGUUUGUAAGUGAUGUCACGUGGCACAUGUGUUUGGAAUAAUGUUUUUUAAAAGUUAUAUAAAGGAUAAUGUAACGUCAAGUGUACAGUAUACAGGACUCUGCACUCUAGAAAGUUUUGAUGAUUGUCAUUUUCAGAAAAGUAACAAAGAUGAGAUCUAGUGAAUUUUUGCUGAUAUCACCUUAUACCAUACCCUAGGUGUUGAAGCUACAAGUAAUGCUUUCAUAUAUUCUUUCCAUAAUUGUAUAUCCCUGUUCAUAUAAUUGUGAGGCAAGUACUGUAGUCAUAUCAUAAGAUAGAUAUGUGUACUACAGUUUUAGUGACAACAUUAGUUUCAUGGCUUGACAGUACAGUACCAAUGAAAUUAUUGGAAAUUUUAUGUUGUUCAAUUGAAAAGUAAGAUAUUGAACUUUACUAACGUUUUUUAUGGUUCAUUUGUCCAGUUGCUACUUAACCAUAUUGAAAUUAUUGUAGGUAGUGUAAUGCUUUUCACAACAUAAAUUAUCCAUAAAGAAAAAUUAAAUUAUUAACAUACAGGUAUCUUAAGGCAGUAUUUAUGUACUACUCUGGGAUAAAAACAUUCUCUUUACUGACUUUGAUUACAAAUUAUGAAUUUAAGUUCAUUUAGGUUCUGAAGCGUGACAAUGUCUCAUAGUGGUAAUAUCAGUUGGGCUAACAGUACUUAUCAGACAAAAUUUGUAUAAACUAUAAAGCAAAGAAAAUCAUUUAAGUAUGGUAUCUUACUCACCAAAUACCAUACAACACACUGUACAGUACAGGAGUUGAAGGGUUUAAAGUCAUAAUUUGUAUUCCUUCUAGAGAUCACUAUAGAUCUUCUGUAAAUGUGGACCAAAGUGAGAUGUUGCCAUCACUCCACUAUCCUGAUACAGUACAGUAUUCUGUGAUGAUUAAGUUCCAUUUGAUACAAUUAAAUGUUUCCUGGUA
Molecule: messenger RNA, 10864 nt
Organism: Homarus americanus (American lobster)
Lineage: Eukaryota; Metazoa; Arthropoda; Malacostraca; Decapoda; Nephropidae
Product: gamma-interferon-inducible lysosomal thiol reductase-like
Exons: 5
Coding region: 219-1211 (330 amino acids)
Molecular function (GO): oxidoreductase activity, acting on a sulfur group of donors, disulfide as acceptor
Source: RefSeq, a predicted model, not a curated record